CUUAUCUACUGGAGAGUCCUGUGCAGCCGACCACUCCUUUAAAUAUCCUCCUUCCUCCUAUAUUUUCACACCCAAAAUCAAAGUACUAAUUAGCACGUUAUAUUCUCUGCAAACACACAAAAAUAUAGUCAAUAUGAAGGAACAUCAAAACAAUUUUCAUGAAGAUCAUAAUGUAAAUUAUUCUGGUAGUUCUUUAGCUAUGAGCUCUUCUUUUGGUACAACACCAGAAAGGCAUUCUUCUUUUUCUCAAGAUUCUGAGUCAGGCAGCCCUCUUCAUAGCCCAUCUUCUUCUGAUUAUUCACCAAGAAUAAUCACUCCAAGUCAAGAUGAUUCAGCUGUAAUUAUUCAGAAGAAGAAACUGGGAAAGAAGGCAAAAAGUUAUGCCUAUAGAAUUCGUGAGCAUGUAAAACUGGGGCCGAAUUUUUCAGAGACGGUGAAAGGGAAAUUGAAGAUAGUGAAAGAAGGAGGGAGAAGAAAUAUAUUCAAGCAUAUGUUUAAUGUAAAUGAAGGAGAGAAACUUCUCAAGGCAUCACAAUGCUAUUUGUACACAACGGCAGGUCCAAUUGCUGGGAUUCUAUUCAUAUCUACACAUAAAAUUGCUUUCUGCAGUGAAAGACCCAUUGCUGUUCCAUUCCCAUCUGGUGGAAUUCUUAGAACACCUUACAAGGUGGUUAUUCCAGUGACGAAGAUUAAAAGAGCUCAUGCGAGUGUGAAUGAGAACAAACCAUCUCAAAAAUACAUUGAGAUAAUAACUGAAGAUAAUUUUGAGUUUUGGUUUAUGGGUUUUGUACGAUAUGAAAAAGCUUUUCUGAAUUUACAGAAAGCUAUUUCCAUGUCCAAUUAAAAUAUUUAGACAUUAGAAUCUUUAGGAUUUUAAAUAGCCUUUGCCAGUACCGUAGAGUUUCUCUCUCUCUCUCUCGUUGUUGAAUUGGUGGGAUUUAUGGAAUGAUGUUUAUUCAUCGUUUA
Capsicum annuum is the source of this 966-nucleotide messenger RNA. Its product is annotated as GEM-like protein 4. The record is from RefSeq and is a predicted model, not a curated record. Lineage: Eukaryota; Viridiplantae; Streptophyta; Magnoliopsida; Solanales; Solanaceae. The coding region runs from base 134 to 844 and encodes 236 amino acids. The transcript has 4 exons.